CCCACCUCUUGUGCAGAUGAAAGCGUGAUCAAAUCCUUCUGCUGUUGCAUUGAGUACGACGAAGAAAAGAGCUUUAUCAGGAUGUGAUUCAUAUUCAUUAGAAUGCAAGCCGAUUCUCAGCCCCCAGGACAAUGGCAAAACUUGCAUGGCAAUGUGGUCACAUCUGGAGACUGGACAUCCAAUAAUCCAGGCCACAUCCUUCACCAUCAAUGUGUGCCGCCACAUCAUGCAAGCUUCCCAUAUCCAAAUCAAAUUUCAACUGGAAAUGAGUUAACAAAGUUCUCUUGCACAAUCCUACAGACAACCAGUGACAAAGGUUUGACUAGUAGCACUCAAUCUACUGAGAAUAUGAUGCCACCACAAGAAAAUAACUUUAAUUCAGAAUGCACAGGAAAACUGAACUCGCACAUUAUUAUGUGGAACAUGCCGUCUUCUAAUUGCCAGAUGUUCUUGCCUGUGAACAACAUUAAUAUGCAGGGGGCGAUUAAUGUUGCAUCGAACAAUUAUGGGCCAAAUAUGUCACAUUGUGCGCUCAGACCAAGCUCGGAGACCUUUAACUCAAAUAACAGUUCCUACACACAACAAAAAACUACCUCCAUUUCAACUGUCCCAAAUAGCACACGACAGUUUGAAGCAAACAGAACUAUGGACACUUGGAGUCUAAAUGAAUCUGAAAGAAAUGUGAAUACUAGAAGCCUGCAUAGUAGGCGGAAACAUGCAAAUACUGCUAAUAAUUUGCCAAAACAAACUCUGCCAAAUCAAAAUUUGCCAAAAUCAGCAAGAAAAAGAAAGUCAUCAUCCACCAUGAAAGAUUCUCUCCCAACAGAAACUGCACCUCAUAGACAGAGUAGUCCUAUUGGUGGAUGCAUUUACCCAUCUACCCUUGCUAAUCCGCAAACACAUUCUACUUGUAAACAGAACAAUGCUGCACAAAAAGCUGUUGCUGUUGUCACACCAUUAUCUAUGGUAGAAAUUGCAUCUGUUGAUUCUUCAAACAAAUCCAUACAUAAUACAAAGAUAAGUGUUCUUGAUGCAAGCUCAGCGCAAGGAACAAUACACCAUUAUCUGAAUAUUCCUCAUCCUCUGGCAAACACUAAUCUGAAGGCAAUAGGAGAAUCAAAUGACCUGACAAGCAAGUAUCCACGGCCAAGUUCAGGAGGAGAGCAAAGGCUAAAUGAUGGACUUUGUUAUGCAGUUGGAGCCAGAAAUCCUGUUUGGACUGAUGAGUCUACCAGUGAUGGUAACUGCACAACCUUACCAAAGCUGCAUAGAGUGGUUACAGAACAAAAUGAGUCUGUGCUGUCAACUCUGAGACAAGCUAAUGAAAAAAUGCCUAACAAUAACCGUGCAGUCACAGAUUCACAGAAGACGGACACAGAAGAAACUGACAGGUGCUCCCCUAUUCCUGUAAUAGAAUGGUCAUUAGACAGAUUGCACACAUUAAUAGCCAUGGUUCAGCAAAUAGAUGAUGGAUAUCAGAAAAAUGUUUACAAAACAGAUCCUGGAAAGGAGAUUUUAAAGAUUUAUUGGAAUGGGGAUUUUUGUGAGUUUUAUAAUGUGGCUCAAACUGGCAUAUAUCUAAACAUAAUGGAAGAAGUCUUCUUUUACUGUCAGAAAAAUGACCCUGUGAUACUGAGGCAAAUUAGAGGUGAUAAACGUAACCAAGUUGCUAAGGAUUUUCACAUUUUAAAACACAAUGAAACUCCACCAAAGAUGAUGCCCUACAAGUCAUCUUGGUUAAAUCUUAAUGAGAAACUUGAUGACAUUGACAAGGAAUGUGAUUUUUCUUGGUUCUAUAGGUCUUUUCAUGGUACCCCCCAGGAGAGGGAUAAACACAAAGUAAGCAACUCUGCUUGUGAAAUGCCAAACAAAUUGUUAGAUGCCUCUGCUCAGUUAGUGGCAGCUUGUCAAUGCCAAGCUGAAGCUGUGAACAAAGUUCCAGUAGAAGAACAAAAAUGCUUGGAGUUAAAAGACACUAAAUCAGACAGUGAGAGUCUUUGUGAAAACAUGCAUGUUUCCUUAGAGCAAUUGCAACCUGUGACUGAUAACUGCUCAACAAAACUUAAUGUUGUGCUUACAGAACAAUCCAAUUCUCAACCAAGUAUUGUAAAUCCUUUGAAGACCAUGACUAAUCUGGUGAAGGUGUUAGAUAAACAAACUGUACCAACUGAAAUGUCAGUAAAGGCAAUACUGAAUGACAGAUUUUGUAAUGAUGUUGAAGCCAAAAGUCCUGUAUUGUUCGAAUUAACCAGCCAAAGGAUCCAAACAAGUUCACUAAUGGCCAUGAACAAUCCAGUGAGGCUACUGGAAAAAAAUGAUGUUUCAUUAAGUAGGCUUCAGUGCCAAAUUGGAAAACAUGAUAUUUUGAACCAAAAACAUCAAUACCCAACUCCUUCAUCAGAAGGGUCAAGGUUAGGAGACCGUUUUAGUAAUUGUGCUGGAGCCAAAAGUCUUGGUGAAUCCUCAAGUCAAAGUGAUGGCACAAGCUCCCCAAAACAUAAUCCUGCGGUUAUAAAUCAACAGGAUUUAGUGGUGUCAUCACUAACACAAAAUGAAUCCGAUGAAAAAUUGUCUAACAGGGACUGUGCUGUCACAGAUAACUGUAUGAGAGAUGAGACUGAGCCAAAAGAUUGUACAGAAGUUGUAGCUUAUAAAAAAGAAGACGACAUUGGCUUGGACUCUUUAGCAUCUCUUAAGAUUAAUGUUCUCCCACACUACAUAGCUAAACAGUGUUUUGCAGGUGAGGUGAUGGAAGAUAAUGGAUUGCAAAAAGACAGUGCUGCUCCACCAGAGAUGCGCCACAAGUCAUAUGGGUUGCAUCUACUUAAUGAAAUCUACAAGUCUUUUAAUGAUACACCCCAAAUACGUGAACAAACUGUGAACAAAGUACUAGUUGAACAAACAUGCUUGAAGUUAAAUCAGAGUCUUCCUGAAAACUUACCCAUUUCCUUUGAGCAAUCACUACCUGUGACUGAAGAAGUAAUCAACUGUCAACCAAAAUUUGUAAAUCCACUGGAGGCCAUGACUUGUAUGACUAAGAAACUGGAAAGACUGAAUGUUUCAAAUAGAAAAUAUUUACGUCAAAUAUUAAAUGAACGUGUUCUGAAAAGAAAACAUCAAUGCUCAACUCGAUCAUCAGAAAAAUCAAGGCUGGAUUACCAUUUUAGGAAUUGUGCUGGAGCCAAAAGUCUUGUGUUGACUGAUGAAUCAAGCAAUCAAAGUGAUUGCACAAGCGCACCGAAACGUAAUCCUUUUGUCGCAGAACAACAGGAAUUUGUGCUAUCUCAAAUACAAACUGAACCCAAUGAAAAAAUAACUAACACUGACUGUGCAGGAAUGGAUAAGAGUGUUAUAUGUGAGACUGAGCCACAACCUAGUGGAGUUGCUGUGGAUGCUUUAGCCUUUGUUCAGAUGAAUGUUCUUUCACAUGAAAUGGCUGAACAAUGGUUUACUGGUGAGUUGGAAGAUCAAAGCUUGGAAAAGGACAUUGCUAAACAUCCUUCCAGUGAGGACCAGCUAAAAGUUCUACUCCUGGAUACAAGUUCUGACACAGAAGUGCUCAUAGAAGAUGUUAAGACAAAAGAAAGCAACAAUCAAAGUACUGUUCAUGAUGAGUUGGAGUCUUACUGUUGUCUUGCUAAAUGGUUUCAAAUUUUGCAAUAUGGAGAUGGCUCAUCAUGCAAGUGCCAGGAAAAAGCCAUAUUGAAUGAAAAAGGGAUUGAAAUAGAGGCCCAUGCUACAAAUUUAGAGAUGCUGAAAAAUAAAGCUGAUGGUAGUGAUGUCUUCUCUGAUGAAUGUGGACCCAUGGAAUUGGAAUAUGGUUCACCUGAAACAAUGUGCUUUGAGAAGCAUUUUCGUCCAGAGGCAAAAAACCCACUGAUGUCACAUACAAAUUAUGCUUAUGUUGACAAGAUAAACAUUGUGAAGGGCAAUUCAAGUUCUGAAGAGGUAUUUGAGGUAGAGAGAGUGAUGUCAGAGCAAACAAAAGAGGAAUCACCUUCAAAAUGUGCAACAAAUGAGACCCUGAAGCUUUUUGAGGUGGAGAAAGACCCCCUUGAUCCUGAUUCUAAGAGACAUAAAAACAAAACUAUACAUCUUUCACUGUAUGGGUCAUCUUCAGAUGUAAGCAAUAAAGUAAUACCAACAAGAAGAUAUCAAGUUAAAGAAAGUUGUCAAGAACCACCAGAAACUCUUAGAGUAAUUUUAAGCUCUCAUCAGAAGACCGAAGAGAAAAGAAAGUCAAAUAAGCGUAAAUGGUUAGAAUCUCUGAACAAUGAAGAUGCUUUGGAGACGAGACGGAAAAUAAUUGAAGCGUCCUUUACAACCAUUGAUCCGAGUAGAUCUUCCCCUUCACAUGAAAUAACCCCAAAAAGAGUUUCAGAAGUUUUCAAAGAAAACGCACUUUCAUCGAUGACUAAAUUGGUUAGUCCAAGUCUUAAUCCCCAGAGCAAAGUCCAUUAUGCUGAUGGAAAUAGACGAAAGAGAAAACUGAAUGAUAGGCCAAAACAAAUUUCUAUUAAUAAAUGUAUUAUAAGGGGGAAGUACAUGCCAUCCAAAUCUUCUUUGCAGUCACCACUGACUGUAAUGAAAAGUAAAUACGAAAUGGGGAACCCUGCUUUGAUGCCAUUGGAGGAGGGUCUUGGUUUGGAAUUUAAAGUAUUGCCCAAGUCUUUCAACUUUACGGUAGGAAAUGAACUCCGUGGCGGUCAAGUGGACAAGUCCCCAAAUUCAAAAAAUGAGAUGUCACACCCAGAAGAUAAACUAACUAGAAUGAUGAAGACUAGCCAUGCAACACAAGGUGCUUGGUGUUUCACCCCCUUGAAGAUGAAGCACACUGGUUCCAACCAAGCCACAGAUGUCUCUGGCUCAGGCAGCCUCUUCCAAGAAUUCAAGAAGAGAUUUCAUGACAAGAACAGGGAAAACACCUCUACUAACUUAAAUUCUAAGUAAAGAACUUGAAUUAUUAUUAUAAUUUAAGAAAAUUGUCUUAUUCUCAUGUUUAUUUGCUCUGUGAAUAUGAUCAACCUCCCGAGUGUUUUCAAAUGGGACCAUACUUUGCUCUUUUUGAUAAACCGAAGGAUUAUAUAUUUAAUUUUGAAUGCAUUCAUUUGCACAUUGAUGAUGCAGUUAAAUGGCUUGCUAGGUGUUCCUGUAGGAGUCUUAUACAACUUUUUCAAAAGAAACAUUGUUUGAGUGGGGUAAUUGAUUU
Messenger RNA from Xyrauchen texanus (razorback sucker), 5209 nucleotides. RefSeq lists its product as uncharacterized. The record is from RefSeq and is a predicted model, not a curated record. The coding region runs from base 103 to 4950 and encodes 1615 amino acids. The transcript has 4 exons. NCBI's taxonomy places the organism in Eukaryota, Metazoa, Chordata, Actinopteri, Cypriniformes, Catostomidae.